This is a messenger RNA of Fusarium redolens, 666 nucleotides long. RefSeq lists its product as uncharacterized. The transcript has 4 exons. Lineage: Eukaryota; Fungi; Ascomycota; Sordariomycetes; Hypocreales; Nectriaceae. The coding region runs from base 1 to 666 and encodes 221 amino acids. The record is from RefSeq and is a predicted model, not a curated record.
AUGCUCGCUAGCUCUCUUCUCAUCUUUACUUCAGCUGCUUUGGCUCUAGCCUCACCUGUUGAAUAUCAUGGCCGAUGUUCUGGCUGUGAAUAUGGAAAGCCUGUACCUGUGCUUCCUGUUAAUGGCGGUCCUUCCGAACUCCCCGCUCCUCCUCGAGAUGUAACUCUGAAGCACAUUGCCCUUGGGUUUGGUAUUCAGAAUUAUAGCUGCGCUGAGGCUGGUGCUACCCCUGCAGCUAUCGGUGCUUUGGCUGUUCUCUACGACGUUACCAGCCUCUAUCCAGAAAUGGGCUCUCUCCCUUCUGAUGUUCUUAAUACCAGAAAAGUCCCUCUAACCGCAAUGAUGACAGUGGUGCCUCGCUCACUAAUCCUUUCCCCAAGAAACAACCUCUCAAGGUUGAAGGUCUCCGCAAAGCAUCCCUACCUUGGUCGCCACUUCUUUAACGCUGCUGGUGACCCCGCUUUCGACCUCGACAAGGCCAACCAGCUCCUCAUUGCUAAGAAGAUAGACGGUACCAGCGCUGUUGAUUGGCUCUACCUGGGGGAUGCCGGUGGCAGCCAGGUGUCUCCUUGUUACCGCGUCUUGACCGCAGGGGGUGCUUCUCAAGGUUGCAAGGCCAAGGCACCGACAGCACCUCUUACACGCUCUCUAUUGGUUUACGGUUAA